CAAAGACCGACUGCACAGACAGGUAGUACUAACAGUACGCCGUUCACCCGGCGGGAUGGAAUGAGUUUUACUUCUGGGGUUCAUUCAUUUCUGAGUGUCACGCUAACGACUCCGGCUAGCUAGCAGCGGCUAGCAAACAUUUAGCCAGCCUGACUUGGGAGUUUCUGUGCUUCGCUGACCUCAAAUGAGCUUCAUUUCAACCUGAAGCGACGCGUAUUUUUCGUUUUGUUUACCUGUUGUGAAAUAAGUUGAUUGUGUCGCGGUUUUUGUUUUGUUUUUUGCAGUUAAAUUUUAGUUUUAAGGAUCUGAUUGAGCGACUGGUCUAAGUUCAAACGGUAGCAAGGACACAUGGGUUCUGCUGCACGAGAGUACGCAGCUUGUUUUGCACUCUCUCCAUGUUUGGUCAGUGUAUUCGUGCUGACUGCACCCUCUCUGUCGGGUUGUGUUUACCUGACGUCUAAACCACGGCUGUAGUUGAGUCCGUGGUCCUCGUGCUCUCUUCCUGCGGACGGUGGUCUCACAGCCGCACGGGAGUAGAGCAGAUGAGGCACAGCUGUCUGAGGACUGAAGGAAACGUGACACUGAGCCAGACAUGGAGAUGAGCCCCUAACAGCUGCUGAACCUCGGCAGCUUCUGCUUAAUGUCACGAUUCAAAUAAAGACUGCUUGUGCCCCACAGGCCUCGGGGCUUGUUGAGGAGCAGGCGUACCAUUGGUAUUUCCAGAUCUGCCACAUCUUGCCAGUUCCAAAGGUGUUGCCGCCAUGCCUGCCAGAAACACUGCUGCCAAGAGAAAAUCUGAAGCUGUUAUACAAGAUGAAGCAGCGCCCAAGAAAGUAAAAGUAUCGCACAAGAGCCAUGGUACAGAAGCUGGCGUGGUUCUGGUUUUGGGUCAGGGCGAUGUGGGACAGUUGGGUUUAGGUGAGGACGUCCUACAGAGGAAGAAACCGGGCCUCGUCUCUAUGCCAGAGAAAAUUGUGCAGGUGACAGCUGGAGGAAUGCACACUGUAUGCCUCAGUGAGUCUGGAAAUGUCUACACCUUCGGUUGUAAUGACGAAGGUGCUCUUGGCCGAGAAGGGUCUGAGACGGUUCCAGGAAAGGUGGAGCUUGAUGAGAAGGUGGUUCAGGUGUCUGCGGGGGACAGCCACUCUCUUGCACUGACAGACAGUGGAUCGGUGUACAUUUGGGGCAGCUACAGGGAUAACAAUGGUGUCAUUGGUCUUCUGGAGCCCUUGAACUCAUCUCCUAAGCCCGUCAAGCUCUCCUUGGAAGAGCCUGUUGUGAAAAUUGCUUCAGGGAACGAUCACGUGGUUCUGUUGACACAGGAGGGAAACCUUUACACUGCGGGCUCAGCGGAGCAGGGGCAGUUGGGGAGAGUGCCUGCGAUUUUUUCAGAGAGAGGAGGCAGGACAGGACUCGCGAGGCUGUUGGAGCCUCAGGCGGUCCGAGUCAAAGGGAAGGCUCACUUCAUCGAUGUGUUCUGCGGAGCAUACGACACCUUUGCUGUGACGAAAGAGGGGCAUGUGUAUGGAUUCGGCCUCUCAAACUAUUACCAGCUGGGCAAUAAGAAUCUCAACACUUCUUAUGUCCCGGUAAAACUGACAACUUUCAAGAACUCUACCACGACCUGGGCCGAAUUUGCUGGAGGACAACAUCACACCGUCUGCCGUGAUGCUGAAGGGCAUGUGUACAGCCUGGGCAGAGCAGACUACGGCCGCCUCGGUCUGGGCCCAGGAGUAGAAGAGAAGAGUGAACCCACACGUGUAACGCUAACGGAGCCGGCUAAAGCAGUAGCUUGUGGAGCAUCUGUCAGCUUCGUGGUCACUAAAGACGGGUCUGUGUACGCCUGGGGCAUGGGCACCAACCUGCAGCUCGGCACAGGAGAGGAGGAUGACGAGUGGAGCCCGGUGAAGAUGACGGGGCAGCAGCUGGAGAACCGUGUAGUACUGAUGGUCUCCAGCGGAGGGCAGCACACGGUCCUUCUGGCCAAAGACAAGCAGGACAAAUGAUG
Salarias fasciatus (jewelled blenny) is the source of this 2008-nucleotide messenger RNA. It is a transcript of the gene rcc1, whose product is annotated as regulator of chromosome condensation 1. Lineage: Eukaryota; Metazoa; Chordata; Actinopteri; Blenniiformes; Blenniidae. Bases 762 to 2006 code for a protein of 414 amino acids. The transcript has 10 exons. The record is from RefSeq and is a predicted model, not a curated record. Gene Ontology annotation, cellular component: cytoplasm. Gene Ontology annotation, molecular function: guanyl-nucleotide exchange factor activity.